Messenger RNA from Umbelopsis ramanniana AG, 2984 nucleotides. RefSeq lists its product as uncharacterized. Lineage: Eukaryota; Fungi; Mucoromycota; Umbelopsidomycetes; Umbelopsidales; Umbelopsidaceae. The transcript is spliced from 7 exons. Gene Ontology annotation, cellular component: plasma membrane. Gene Ontology annotation, molecular function: calcium-activated cation channel activity. The record is from RefSeq and is a predicted model, not a curated record. The coding region runs from base 63 to 2678 and encodes 871 amino acids.
UGUUUAUUUUUUUAUUUUCUAUAUUCCUUCUUUACAAUUCCAUCUCAUAACUUCUCUUUAAAAUGACUUCGACACCACAGGAUCAGCGGUCAGCAGAUAGUUCAGUAUCAGCCUUCAGUUCGGCUAUCGUGUUCAACGUCGUUACCACGGCAGCUUCUUUUGCUGCAUUUGCUAUAUUGCGUCCUCGCCAACCAAGGUUUUACGCGCCGAAAACGUUUUUUACUGAUGAAGCGUAUAGAGCAGAAUCUUUGCCACCGGGCCUGGUUUCCUGGCUCAAGCCUCUAUUCCAGUUGAGUGACGAAGAAUUAAGGAGGCAAUGUGGGCUGGAUCAUUACCUGUUUGUACGGUUUAUCCGGAUGUGCCUAUACCUUUUUCUCGCCUUUGGGUUCUUAUCGCUGGUCAUAAUUUGUCCCUUAAAUGCGUUGGAUCAGCGGUCACUACCUGGUCUCAAUGUGUUGACCUUUGGUAAUAUUUUGGAUACCGGUCGGCUCUGGGGUCAUCUAGUUUUGACAGUUUUAUAUUCCGUCAUUGUUCUAUAUGUGCUGCGUAGAGAAGCACUGGAAUUUUUGGAUCUCAGAAUGGAGUAUCUGCAAGAACAUGCAAAAAACACACACGCCAGGACUAUACUAGUUCGGGAUAUCCCACAACAUAUGCGCUCCGAAAAGCUUUUAUCGGAAUGGUAUAGUAUAUAUCCGGGUGGCGUAGAGAAGGUCUCUCUGACCAGGCAACCAAGUACCCUACCGAAACUGAUAGCAUAUCGUAACAAGAUAUUGAGACGCUUGGAAAGAUUAGAAUGUAAUUACCUAUACACUAUCGAUACAGAUAGAGUCACCAUUCAGCAAAUAAUCAAGCAACGGUCAUUCAAGGAGCCUCAAGAUGUUGAGAGUAACCUCGCUCCAGAGAUGUCCCAGGAAAGCCCGGAAAAGGAGCACACCCUAGCACUGUCGCCUGCUUCCACGUUUCAUGAUGAACUCACUAAACGACCUUCAUUCAUUUCACAUGCAACAAUUCCGUUGGAGUCAGAGGUUCUGUCGAGUGGCAUAGACUAUCCUCCGUCUCUGGCCAAAAACGUAAAGCGUCCGACUAUGGUAUCUAUUGGUAGCUGGAAUCCAUUGCACCGAGUAGAUGCUAUCAAUACUUUGAGAGAAUUGUAUGUGGACCUCAAUCACGAUAUAGAAGCCAUACAGCAAAGCGUUUUAUCUGAAGAUCCAGCAGGCUCCUCGGCGUUCAUCACCUUUAAUACUCAAGCAGGUGCACAAAUAGCGGUGCAAACAUUAACCGCUCACACGCCUAUGAGACUGCAAGAGCGAACAGGCAAUGUCGCUAGCAAUGACGUUGUAUGGAAGAGCUUAGAAAUUAAUGUUAAAGAGCGGAUGGUAAGAUCCUUGGCUGGAAAUGCAUUUUCUGUAGCCUUGAAUAUAUUCUGGUGUAUCAUCGUGGCUUUCAUUACCAGUAUUGCAACCUUGAGUAAUUUGGAAAAAUUACUGCCCUUCCUUAGCCCUGUAAUCAAUCUGAGCUCUACUAUCCAUGGCAUUAUUGAAGGUCUAAUUCCCUCUGUAGCUAUCUCCACUUUGAUGAGUUUGUUGCCAGUCAUAUUGAGCUACCUGGCGAUGUUCGAAGGCAUUCCACUCAUGAGCGAAAUUGAACGAUACGUUCAGAGCAAAUAUUUUAUGUUCCUAAUGAUUAAUGUCCUAUUGGUGGUGACCAUCGCUGGUACGGUUUUUACCUCUAUUGCGCAGAUUAUUCAAUCGCCUACCAGCAUCAUCAAUUUGCUUGCGACGUCCCUUCCCACCGUAUCGACUUUCUUUGUCAAUUAUCUCAUUUUGCAGGCAUUCAUGGGAGCAGCUAUUGAGUUAGUACAGCUAUCCAACCUUGCCGUCCGAAUCCUUGCACUUCGUUACUUUACUAGGACCCCGCGAGCCAUUUUCACACGAUGCCACCCAAGAUCAUUGCGUUACGGAACAGCCUUUCCACAAUUGACACUAGUAUUUAGCAUAGGGAUGGUGUUCGCAACAAUCGCACCUAUGGUCAUCACGUUUGCCGUCCUGUAUUACGCUAUAUUUUAUUUUGUGUACUUGCACCAAAUUCACCAGUACUACGCCAUCAACCAUCAAACGGCCGGAUUAUUUUAUUGGAAAGCCAUGCAUCAUGUUUUCGUUGGGCUAAUUAUUCAACAACUCACGGUCGCUGGACUCUUCCUAUUACGAAGCUCUCUCGUUGCUGGUUUCAUUUGCCUGUUUAUCUUGCUUAUCACGUUGUUUAUCAAAUGGCAUAUACAACAAGCUUACGACCCUCUGGUCUACAACUUGCCCAUGAGCAAAAUAGGCGUCAAUGUCAAGUCGGCUUAUACCAGGUGCGAGUUCCUUGAUGCCCACGAUACAGAGGCGGCAAUGGGACGGGUGAAGAGGUCCGAAGGUCCGGCACAACACUCGUACCUACAUCCAAGCUUGAUCGCACCAACACCAAAAGUCUGGUUACCAGAGACUAAAUCUGCUCACGCUGAAGCUGCUGAACUGCAAAGAAUGGGUAUUGAUGCCGUUGUAGAUCGCCAUGUCGAAGCGCAUGAGGCUGCUCGUGGAACAACACUGAAGCAUCAAACCACAGACGCAUCGGUUGGAUUCCCUGAAACCUUUGGAGCUGGAAGUGGAUUCCUUGUGAACUUGAUGCAAAGUCAGUAGGAUAUGAGAAAUCUAAUCAGGUCAGAGCAUCGCAUACAUAUCUUCAAUGGAUGGUUACUAGAAGUAUCGAUUCUUUUUUUUGGGGACUGUAAAUGUCGCUCUGAGGUCUUACUCGCAACAAAUUAUUCCAUAUUACGGGUUGUUAACCCUGAGAUCAUUCAUGUCCGGCAAUCGUUAUCUUUAUAUAAUAUAUAUCAGCAUUCAAGUUAAAAGAGUCCAUUGUAUGUGUUCCUUUUUUCUCUCGUUCAUCCUUACUCUGAAAUAAACCUCUGACAGCAGAAUAAGGAUGCGCAUGAUAUCUUCUAG